AUGCGCCUCCUCUCAACAACAACCCCCGUCGUCGUCCUCCUCCCCCUCCUCUCCCUCACCACAGCCUACACCCCCCUCCCCGACUCCCUCUUCUCCUCCAUCACGCCCCCGCUUCCAACAGACUUCGACAUCCUCCCCUCGCAACCCCUCUCCCUCCUCUCCCCGCUCCUCAUCCCCCGCGUCCCCGGAACGCCAGGCCAAAUCCGCGCCCAAGAACAUUUCAUUAAAUUCUUUACCAAAAACCUUCCCGAAUGGGAGAUUAGUUGGCAAAACUCCACCGGGACGACGCCCGUGACGGGGGAUAAGCAGGUUCCCUUUCAGAAUAUAAUACUCCGGCGGGAACCACCCUGGACGAAGAAACGUGGGCCGGGGCAGGCGAGCUUGUUGACGCUUGUGGCGCAUUAUGACAGCAAGAUUGAGCCAAAGGGCUUUAUCGGGGCGACGGACAGUGCGGGGCCUUGUGCGGUGUUGAUGUACACCGCGAGGGAGAUUGAGAAGGAGUUGGUCAAGAUGUGGGGCGCACAAGAUGGGGGGAAGGUUGAGGAGGGGGAGGAACGGAACCGGAAGACGGGGGAGGAUGUGGGGGUCCAGAUCUUGUUGCUGGAUGGGGAGGAGGCUUUUGAUAGGUGGACGGAUACGGAUAGUUUGUCACUGGCGCAACACUGGGAGGCUAACCCCUACCCGGCCAUGUCCAAGUUCAAGAACCCGAUGAGGCAGAUCAGCUUGUUUGUCUUGUUGGAUUUGUUGGGAAGUGCUAGUCCGAGGGUGCCGAGUUAUUUCCAGUCGACGCACUGGGCGUAUCAGAGGAUGGCGAGCAUUGAGGGAAGGAUGAGGCAGAUGGGGAUAUUGAAGACGAGUCCCAAGGAGCCGUUCUUGCCGGAUGGGGGGAAG
Molecule: messenger RNA, 891 nt
Organism: Podospora anserina S mat+
Lineage: Eukaryota; Fungi; Ascomycota; Sordariomycetes; Sordariales; Podosporaceae
Exons: 2
Molecular function (GO): glutaminyl-peptide cyclotransferase activity; zinc ion binding
Source: RefSeq, a predicted model, not a curated record